AUGGCUGCCUCCAGGGUGAUCGCGUCUGGCGUCCGAUGCGGCGCCUGUCGCUCACGUUUUCUUAGGACCUUUGUUCCGCUCGCUGGCUUCGACUCCGCGCCCGCCUUGGGAAGAGCUCGCGCGACAACCAGGGCUUUCACAUCCGCACCAUUGCGCCUCUCGGAUAAUCUUACGAAGAACGAGCCGAGCCUGGAUAGUGCCGAAUCCAAUACUGAAUCGGCUCCUGCAUCUGCAGAUUCCCAGGAGGCAUCGGUGCCCUGGUACCUCCAAGUCGAUGCGCCUCAACAGCCGCUCGACGGCUCCGCGCACCCGUUAGCCGACAGACAGCGCAUCCCCGCACUCCCUGAACAUCCCCCGCCAAUCCUCGAGCAUCUCCUUCGCUACGUAUCUGUGGAUCUCGGCAUCGACGACGUGUCUCUCCUCGACCUUCGGGAACUCGAUCCGCCACCGGCACUCGGCGCAAACCUGCUGAUGCUUUUUGGAACUACGCGCAGUGAAAAACAUCUUCACGUCUCCGCCGACAGGCUCUGCCGGUGGCUUCGGAGCGAAUACAAGCUGAGCCCUUAUGCUGAUGGUCUGCUGGGCAGAAAUGAGUUGAAACUGAAAUUGAGGCGGAAGGCGCGAAAAGCGAGGAUGCUUUCAAAUGCCGGUGGGUCCGAAAGCAGUCUUGCUGCUGAUGACGGUAUUCAAUCAAGUUGGAUCUGCGUCAAUGUUGGCUCCGUCAAGGCCGCCGAGUCUACGCCAACAGACGGACCCAAGAUACAAAACUUCGUUGGGUUUGGUGGAGUAUCAAAGGGUGUGAACAUUGUCCUGCAAUUGUUCACGGAGGAAAAGAGGACUGAACUUGAUCUCGAGACCAUGUGGAACGGAGUGUUGAAGACUGAUAGGAGGAGGAAAGAAGCAUCGACUACGAAUGAUGCACCUGUGGAUGAAAUGUACAACCCUAACGGCGCUGUAUUCGCUGGGUCCAAUGUCCCCAAGAGCUCGAGCGCGUUCCAGCACACCAACCCCCAGGCCCCGCUACAGACUCGGGCUUUGUAUACUACAAGGAUGAAAGAAAUUGGCCUUGGAGAGCGUCAAUGA
This is a messenger RNA of Lasiodiplodia theobromae, 1083 nucleotides long. RefSeq names its product Pre-rrna-processing protein esf2. Gene Ontology annotation, cellular component: mitochondrion. Gene Ontology annotation, biological process: mitochondrial gene expression; mitochondrial proton-transporting ATP synthase complex assembly; mRNA stabilization. The coding region runs from base 1 to 1083 and encodes 360 amino acids. The transcript is spliced from 2 exons. NCBI's taxonomy places the organism in Eukaryota, Fungi, Ascomycota, Dothideomycetes, Botryosphaeriales, Botryosphaeriaceae. The record is from RefSeq and is a predicted model, not a curated record.